UGGUCCCCUACUUCAGGCACCCACAACCUGAGCUCACUCUUGUGUUGUCUCUUCGCGGAACGGCACUGAUCACCGGUCGCGUAUACAUAUAAAUUGUCUACAAGCUUAACCGUGCAGUUUUUUAUUGUGUUCUAUUAAUGUUGAUCUGGUUAUAAACUCAUAAUGGCGUGCCGAUCGUGCGUGAUAAUAUUAUGUUUUUUAAAUGUGAUCUUAGAAGUGACUGAUGUGUUUACUCUGUCGGCGCCGGUCCCUCGUGCCUGUAUCAUUGGUGCGGGCUAUUCAGGGUUGGGAACUGCGCGGUAUAUGAAAGAAUAUGGCCUGAACUUCACAGUUUUCGAAGCCUCUAGGUAUAUUGGGGGCACGUGGAGAUUCGACCCCCAUGUCGGAGUUGACGAAGAUGGAUUACCUCUCUUUACGAGCAUGUACAAAAACUUGAGAACAAAUACUCCACGCCAGACGAUGGAGUACUCCGGCUUCCCGUUCCCUGAGGAGACUCCGUCGUACCCAACGGGACCCUGUUUCUAUAAGUACCUGCAGCGCUUUGCGAAACAUUUUGGAUUGUUGGAUAAUAUACAAUUGCGGAGUCUGGUGACACUCGUAAGAUGGGCCAAUGACCAUUGGGAGGUGACAUACACAAAGACAGACACCAAGGAGAAAGUGACGGAGGUAUGCAACUUCGUGGUGGUCUCCAGCGGAGAGUUCAGCAGCCCCGUCAUACCAGAUGUCGAGAGGAUGAACAUGUACAAAGGUAAAAUAAUGCACAGUCACGACUACAAAGACGCUGAAGACUUCCGAGGUCGUAGAGUGCUUCUAGUCGGCGCAGGUGCUUCAGGGCUGGACCUUGCGAUGCAACUAUCUAACGUGACAGAGAAGUUGUUCCACUCACACCAUCUUAACUACAACCAGCCAGAUUUCUCUCCAAGCUACGUGAAGAAGCCAGAUAUAGAUUCCUUCACUCUGACCGGCGCUCUCUUCGUUGAUGGUUCCACUGAAGAUUUCGAUCAAGUCAUAUUCUGUACAGGAUACAACUACGCCCAUCCAUUCCUCGACCAGAGCUCGGGGGUGACAGCGUCACAAAAGUUCGUGCUGCCGCUGUACCGUCAGACAGUGAACAUUAAACGACCAAGUAUGGCCUUCGUCGGAGUUUCCAAGAAGGUCAUCAAUAGGGUCAUGGAUGCUCAGGGUCAGUAUGUAGCAGCUCUGGCAGCUGGUAAGUUCGAGCUGCCCCCCCAGGAAGACAUGCUGAAGAGUUGGCUGGACCACGUGUAUGAACAGCAGAACAUGGGCAAGCGGAUCGUGGACGUCAAUGUCAUUAGUGACAUGGACGAAUAUUUUGGAAACCUGACCGCUGAAGCAGACGUGAUACCUUCACCGCCAGUGUUGACAAAAAUCGCUAAAUUUAAUGGAAAGAAUCGAUUAGAUGAUUUGCUGAACUAUCGUGAUUAUGACUAUAAGGUCAUUGACUCACAGAACUACGAAAGGAGGUACGUGCCUAGGAAGGAACUGCCUUGUCCCAUCGAAGUAUAAAUAAUGAACAAUUUAAAAAUAAUAAAUGUGAAAUUAUAUUUAAUUUUCGAAUGAUAUUAGUGCAAGUCUUCAAGACCUUAUUACAUUUCCAUAAGGUCGAUUUUGAAAUGAGAUUAUUAAAACCUAAAGAAUGUUUGUUGUGACCUGAAUAUUUUAUAUCGACGAAUAAAAAAAGAUCUUGCCUAUAUUGAUUUUAGGUAGAUAUUUCAUACUUUUAUUAUUAAUACAGUAUUUUUU
Messenger RNA from Spodoptera exigua (beet armyworm), 1764 nucleotides. Lineage: Eukaryota; Metazoa; Arthropoda; Insecta; Lepidoptera; Noctuidae. The record is from the annotation of a GenBank genome assembly.